AUGGCUGUCGAAUCAGAGGUUCACCAUGAGUCAUCUGAAGAAUACGACUCUGAAGAAUACAAAGAUGAUGAAGAGGUGCUCGAUACUAAGCACAUAGAUGUGGAAAUGGAAGAAGUUGAUUUCAAGACACAAGGUAAAGAGAGAUGCAAGGAUGCUUUCCUUAACUUCAGUUCUGAUUAUGAAGAUAAUGAAGCUGAUGAAGAAAAUGACUUAGUUGAUGAAGAUGAAGAAGGGUUUGGUUCAGAAGAGGAAAUCGAUGACACUGCAGGGGCUAAUGAUCUUGAUUUGGGAGAUGCGGUUGGUGCAGGCUUCCCCAUUCACGACCCAUCAGUUAAGUGGAAUAAGAUGAAGCCCCUUCUUGGUGAAAGGUAUGAAUCACCACAUCAGUUGCAACAAUGUCUCACUAAUUAUGCUAUUAAGUCAGGGUAUAACAUUAAAUUUGCGAAGUAUGACACUGUGAGAUUAACUGCCAAAUGUGGUUCUAAGAUGAAGUCUCAACCCUGCCCAUUCAGAGUUCAUGCUUCCUGGAUGACUCAAGAAAGGUCUUUUCAGAUUAAAACCUUAGUCGAUGAGCACAAAUGUGUUAGAAAUUUCAAUAUUUCAAAUUUACUGAGUCCCAGAUGGCUAGCAAGACACUUUUUGAAGGAGUUGAUAAUGAAACCUAACUUGAAGUGUAAGGAGAUGCAAUCAAUAAUUAGGACCAAAUUUCAUUGUGGUGUGUCUUGGUCUAAGGCUUACAGAACAAGGUGUAGAGCAAUGACCAUUAUAGAUGGUAAACUCACAGAACAUUAUGCUAGGGUGUGGGACUAUUGUCAUGAGUUACUAAGGUCAAAUCCUAGUAGCACUGUCCAAGUUGGUGUCACUGUAAAUCCAUAUCAAACAACAUACUUUCACAGGAUGUAUUUGUGUUUUAAAGCAAUCAAGGAAGGUUGGAAAAUAAGGUGUCAUAGGGUAAUUGGUCUAGAUGGAUCUUUCUUGAAAGGGACAUGUAAAGGAGAAUUACUCACAGCAAUAGGGAGGGAUGCAAACAACCAAGUUUAUUCAAUUGCUUGGGCAGUUGUUGACAUUGAAAACAAAGCUAAUUGGAAAUGGUUUCUGGAACUGCUCACAGAGGAUCUUAAUCUACUAGAUGGAGGAGGGUUUACUGUAAUUUCUGAUCAACAUAAGUUUUGUAAUUUCUUAGCAUAUUUUUGA
This is a messenger RNA of Lactuca saligna, 1194 nucleotides long. NCBI's taxonomy places the organism in Eukaryota, Viridiplantae, Streptophyta, Magnoliopsida, Asterales, Asteraceae. The record is from the annotation of a GenBank genome assembly.